AUGGUCGUUCAGAGAAGGCUCGGUUUCUCCGAGCACGCUUGUGGCUCCGAGCUUACACAUCAGUUUUCACUAUCUCGUCAACCAAAUAUAAAACUUCAUGAUACAACAAUAAUGCCAUCCCCAGCAUUAUCAACAAUACGUUUAAAUGCAUCAGAUUUACCAACGUAUCAUGGAAGACAACGUGAAGAUAUAGAUCAAUAG
Messenger RNA from Didymodactylos carnosus, 201 nucleotides. NCBI's taxonomy places the organism in Eukaryota, Metazoa, Rotifera, Eurotatoria, Philodinida, Philodinidae. The record is from the annotation of a GenBank genome assembly.